AACCGUAGCAUUCAACAUCUAACCAGACAAGAACGGGGAAAAUUGCAAUUCCGGGUCGGGUGCAUCAUAUUCGGACUUGAUCGGAUGUGAUCUACUUCUCUUCCAAAUCUAUUCACCGACGGUGAAGACAGGGGAUUCACAGAGAAGGCGAGAGAGUGUCACAUUACAGUCAGGAGCACUGGAGACGGUACAUGAGACCGGCCAGCCUCUGAAGCCGCCGGGGAACGGUCAGAUCCGCUUUCGGUCGCCAUCGGCCGCUGAACUCUUGGACGUGCAGCAUUCCUCCCCGCCUCCUCCGCCGCUUCCCGCCGAUCCAAUGGAGAAGUCACUUAAGCGCAACCGCGCCCAACACGACCUCAUACCCGAUGUGAUCCAACGGUACCGCGGAGUUCUCCUUCUCAUCUCUGUCCCUCUACUGCUCAUUACUUUCGUCCUCUUCGUCAUGCCCUCCCGAUCCCCUGCUAAUUCCCUCGGGUCCCGAAAUCGAAAGUUCUCUCCCGACUUUGGAUCUAAGAAGUAUGCCGUUAUCUUCGACGCCGGAAGCUCAGGCAGCAGGGUCCACGUCUUCUGUUUCGAUAAGAAUCUGGAUCUGGUUCCUAUCGGCAAUGAUCUCGAGCUUUUUGAACAGUUAAAACCAGGUUUGAGUGCUUACCCCAAGGACCCUAACGCUGCUGCAAACUCACUGUCAUCACUUCUCGAGAAGGCCAAGUCUGUAGUUCCUCUUGAAGCUCAACCCUACACCCCUGUUAGAGUUGGGGCAACUGCUGGUUUGAGGCAGCUGGAAGGCAAUGCACCUGAAAGGAUUCUACAAGCGGUGAGGAAUUUUCUAAAGAAAAAAAGCAGCUUCAGCACAAAAUCCGACUCAGUCACUGUUUUGGAUGGAAAUCAGGAAGGUGCUUAUCAGUGGGUGACCAUUAAUUAUUUAUUAGGAAAGUUGGGUAAGAAGUUUUCCAACACCAUUGGAGUAGUUGAUCUGGGAGGCGGAUCUGUGCAAAUGGCCUAUGCUAUCUCAGAGUCAGAUGCUCAAAAGGCCCCAAAGGAAUCAAAAGGAGAGGAUACAUAUGUGCGGGAAAUGUACCUCAAAGGAAAAAAGUAUUACCUUUAUGUCCACAGUUAUUUGCACUAUGGUUUGCUUGCUGCUCGAGCUGAAAUUUUGAAAGUCACUGGGAAAUCUGGCAACCCUUGCAUCUUGGAAGGAUACCAUGUCUCAUAUAAAUAUGGAGGAGCAGUUUAUCCAGCAUCACCAUUGCCUGAUGGUUCAAACAUGAAGAGUUGUAGGGAGGCAGUCAUUAAGGCUCUCAAAGUGAAUGGAUCAGCCUGCACACACAUGAAAUGCACUUUUGGAGGGGUGUGGAGUGGCGGUGGGGGUGACGGCCAGAAGAAUCUAUACGUAGCUUCGUUCUUCUUUGACAGAGCUGCUGAGGUAGGAAUCAUUGUUGACCCAAGUGUACCUGUCGCAAAAGUUCGCCCAGUUGAUUUCGAAAGUGCAGCUUCAACCGCAUGUGCAACUGGACUUGAAGAUGCCAAAGCCAAAUUUCCUCGCUUCAGUGAAGAAAACUUGCCGUACUUGUGCAUGGAUCUGGCUUAUCAGUUCAGUUUGCUGGUUGAUGGAUUUGGUCUAGAUCCUUAUCAAUCCAUCACAUUGGUAAAGAAAGUGAACUACAAAAGUCACCUUGUGGAAGCCGCUUGGCCCCUGGGCAGUGCCAUUGAAGCAGUUUCUUAACUGACAAAAGAAGCACUUGUAGCAGUUCCAGCUGAUAGGAUGAAUAUGUUUCCGCUUCCCAUUAUCAGCUUGCUGAUGAUUGUGAAGAGAAUUAAAAGUGCAGUGGAAUCGGAGUAGUAUUCACUAGUAAUAAUGAGAAAUGUUUUCUUUGGUUGCGGUUCUUCUUAUUUGGUUUAGGUGCAUUCGUUCUUGUAAAGGCCUAUAUAAAGGGAAUCUACCAUUCUUCUACAUAAGCUGAUAAGCUAUACGAUGGUAUUUGUUUUAUUAAAAUACGAUGUUUAUCUUCAUUUUUUUCAAA
Cuscuta europaea is the source of this 2021-nucleotide messenger RNA. The record is from the annotation of a GenBank genome assembly. Lineage: Eukaryota; Viridiplantae; Streptophyta; Magnoliopsida; Solanales; Convolvulaceae.